This is a messenger RNA of Macrosteles quadrilineatus (aster leafhopper), 1845 nucleotides long. RefSeq names its product THO complex subunit 6 homolog. Gene Ontology annotation, cellular component: THO complex; transcription export complex. Gene Ontology annotation, molecular function: protein binding. Gene Ontology annotation, biological process: mRNA export from nucleus. The record is from RefSeq and is a predicted model, not a curated record. The coding region runs from base 125 to 1114 and encodes 329 amino acids. The transcript is spliced from 6 exons. Lineage: Eukaryota; Metazoa; Arthropoda; Insecta; Hemiptera; Cicadellidae.
UUAGUUGUUCUUCCUCUCAUCAACGUUAUCGGCAUCGUCGGCAUCAUCAUCUCAAGUGAGCGGAAAUUGUGAUUGUUUUGUUUUGUGGGUGAUAAAAUUAAAAGUUCUGGUUAUUGAAGAGAAAAUGGUCGAUAAACUUUAUUACAACACUACAUUGUCUCAGACGUUUUCCCCAUGUGGAAAUUAUUUAGUAGCUGGUAACAUUUAUGGUGAACUUGCCGUGUUUGACAUAGCAAAUAUCCUGAAUCCACCAGAUGGAGCCACCCAACCUAUGAAGGCUUUUACCCACUUCAUGGCACCAAGAGAUGAACAGAUUUGCAGUUUGGCGAAGACUGAUAAUUUCCUAAUCGUCGGGACUGUUGGCGAAAUUACUGGAUGGGAUUGGUCUACUAUUGGACAAAAUAAACACCCUAAACUGUCAUGGACUAUACAAAUACCAGUUACAAGAGAUUCGUUUGAAAAGCCUGAUGUCAACGCUAUGGCGGUGGCGGAGAACGAAGCGACGGGAAUGACAAUGCUGUACGCAGGCUGUGGUGACAAGAAGAUCCAUGUGUUCAACUUGGAGGAUGGAAAACACGUACGAUCUAUGGAGGGACACGAUGACUACAUACAUAGUAUUGAUCAACAAGGGAAUCAGCUGGUGUCGGCCGGUGAGGACGGUGCAGUAAGACUGUGGGACUUGAGACAGAAGAGUCUCACAGCUGUGGUAACACCUCAUACGCAGCCCAAGGUGGAGAGACCGUCUCUCGGCAAGUGGAUAGGGGAUGCUGCCCUCAGUGACGAUUGGCUGGUGUGUGGAGGGGGUCCGCGGCUGUCACUGUGGCACCUGCGCACCAUGGAUGUCAUGGCUAGCUUCAAUUCCGUGGAGGACUCUGGCCUUCAUGUCACCCGCUUCCACGAAGACAAGAUCAUCGCUGGCGGGACAGCACCUAACCUCUACCAUCUCUCACUCACUGGAGAUGUUUCGUCCCAGAUUCAAGUAUCGUCGACGACCGUGUUCUCAGUUUGCAUCCAAGACUCGCCCCACCACGUGAUGUGUAUAGCUGGCUCCAGUCCAAACAUUGAUCUCUGCACUAACUUUGCCUACCGGGACCAGGUCCUCUCUUUCGCAUAACUUACUGUAAGAGAGGAUUGCACUAGAGGUAAUACUGGUAAAAAACUUUAUGAUUUUAGAAAAAAAUAUGUUCUGUGACGUCACUGUUAAAUUACGUGGUUUUAAACUGUUUGUUAUAGCUCAUAAGGAAUUUUUGGAAAAGGAAUUGAGUUUAGCUAGCUCACUUGAGAAAAUUAGAGUCCAGAGGCACAAAAUUACAAAAUUAGUGUGUUUAUAAAGAAUGAAGAGACAUCUGAAUCAAUCUUUAUGUUGGAAACUGUAUAAUUAUGAUUGUUUGAUCAUCUAAUCCAUCUAUUUAUCAAUCAAAAUAAUGAUUAUUUGAUACUCAAGUAAGUUUAUUUCAUAAUCGUAAUCAUAUAGAGAUUUUUUUUAUAAGUUAUAUUGUUAUCAUUAUACUCUAAUAACGUACUGUAAAUCAAAAAUGUUUAUUGUAAAAAUAGUUUUUAUUUAGUUUGUACAACUUAAGGACUGUUUUAGGAAGAAUAAUUUUAGUAUUUUACUGAUAUAAAAAUUCAGUAUUACCUCUGGUAUUUUAGAAUACUUUUUUCCUGUGACUUCUUAUUAUUCCCUGUGGUUUGAGUUCCAGAGGUGAGAGGACUUUAUACCCACCCGAGUUAGUACUUUUGUACUGAGUUUAUUAUUUAGGUUUUGUACAAAAUUAGAUAUAAGGAGACUGAGGUACUUUGAUUUAUUUAUUGUUGGUGCUUGUUGAAGUAAACAAUCAAAACAAA